ACCGCCAUACUCUGUGGGGAUAUUGAAAAUAAAUAUUGUUAAAAAUGAGCCCGGAAAGAGAAUCCCAAGAAACAGAGGAUGUAAUGGAAUCGAUUGACGAGCUGAAGGAGAGGCUGUCCUCCAUGAAGAGAAUGAUGGAGGAACGGAAGGCCACAGGGUCGGGCACGAAGGAGCUGUUUCAGGGCCAGGCCAGGUCCCUGCAGGGCACCACCAUGAUCGAUGGGAACUUCUUGAGUUUCGUCUUCGGCGGUUCUUUGGUUGUGAUUCUCAGCGUGUCUGUGUACGCGUUCUAUAACCUGUAUCACGCGGUCCUUAAAAAGUUCCCCUCGCCGCACACGGAGUUGUAAAUUGGACUUUAUCAUGUAGGUAAUAAGUUUCAAAUUGAUAAAUAAAAUGUGAUUUUACUUCUAAGUA
This is a messenger RNA of Aricia agestis (brown argus), 414 nucleotides long. RefSeq lists its product as uncharacterized. The record is from RefSeq and is a predicted model, not a curated record. The coding region runs from base 45 to 347 and encodes 100 amino acids. The transcript is spliced from 3 exons. Lineage: Eukaryota; Metazoa; Arthropoda; Insecta; Lepidoptera; Lycaenidae.